AUGAACCGUGGUUCUAUUGGAAAAGACGACGUCGAGAUUGUCGAUCAAUCUUCUCAUGUUGAACACAUUAUCAAACCCUCUCUGGUCACUCAGGUUGGAGACUUCCGUGUCGUUGGUUUAACUACCGAUGAUGCAGACUUUUAUAAUAACUAUCCGGAGGAGAAACGGAAAAAGGUCUUCCAUAAGGUCGAUAAGCGUUUAAUCCCUAUGCUCGCAGUGCUGUACCUGAUUUGCCAUAUCGAUCGUGCGAAUAUCGGCAAUGCUAAGAUCGAAGGCAUGGUCCAAGAUCUCAAUAUGACGGGGUUGCAGUAUAAUACUGUUCUUUCUAUAUUCUUCAUUCCCUACGUCCUGUUCGAAGUUCCUAGUAACGUUGUUCUCAAGAAGUUCAAGCGCCCUUCAGUGUACCUUGGCCUUCUUGUCUUGACCUGGGGUAUUGUUAUGACAUGCACAGGUCUGGUUCAAAAUUUUGCUGGUCUGAUGACCACUCGAGUUCUACUCGGUGUUUUUGAAGCUGGAUUCUUCCCUGGUGCUAUCUACCUUUGCUCCUACUGGUACAUGCCUAGGGAAUUAGCGCUUCGUAUCUCAUACUUCUACUGCGCCAGUGCGCUCUCCGGCGCGUUCUCCGGCCUGUUGGCUGCCGCUAUUGCCAAGAUGGACGGUACUGCUGGGCUUGAGGGAUGGCGGUGGAUCUUCAUCCUUGAAGGUCUUGCUAGUGUGGUACUAGGUAUUGCCUGUUUCUUCCUCCUCAUCGACACCCCGGCUUUAUCCAAGCGCUGGUUAUCCCCCGACGAAAUUCGCUACCUAGAACUUUCAAUGUUCAUCAAGCAAGGAGGAACUAGUACCGGGGAGGAGGGGUUCAAGUGGAGAGAUCUCAAGGUGGUUCUGAUGAACUGGAGGAUAUACGUGCAAGGCUACCUUUUGUUUUGCCAGUCGGCCUUGUCUUAUGGUACGAAGUUUACCCUCCCGACCAUCACCAAAGCCAUGGGAUUCAGCUCCACGAAUGCCCAGCUCACCUCUGCCCCUCCAUAUAUUGCCGGUGCGAUAUCUGCUAUCGUGUUUGCGCGGUUCUCCGAUCGCUUCUAUUGGCGAAUGCCAUUUGUCUGCAUCCCCAUGGUAAUCGUCGUGGUAGCCUAUUCUAUUAUUAUAUCUCUUAAUGGAGCCAUGGAAGAAAAGAAAGGAGUGGCCUACUUCGCAGUUGUCUUGUCUGUCAUCGGUAUCUACCCCAUCCAGCCCGGAGCUGCGUCUUGGAAUGCAAACAACAUUGCCCCAGCGUCCCGCCGGGCUAUGGGUAUCGCACUGGUAAACUGUGUCGGCAAUGUUGGUGGCAUAUUGGGCAGCUUCAUGUAUAUUGAGAAAGAGAGCCCUAAGUACACAACUGGAUUCGGCCUCAGUUUGGCACUCGGUGGGGUUGGAUUCUUUGUUGCUUUGUUCCUCGAAUGGACAUACAAGUUGGGCAAUGCGAAGAAGGAAAGAAUUGCUGACGAUGCAAGAGUUAACUACACCGAGGAACAGCUGUUCGAUAUGGGAGAUAAGUCGCCGCUGUUCAAAUAUGUUUUGUAA
This is a messenger RNA of Penicillium verrucosum, 1560 nucleotides long. RefSeq lists its product as uncharacterized. The record is from RefSeq and is a predicted model, not a curated record. Gene Ontology annotation, biological process: transmembrane transport. Gene Ontology annotation, molecular function: transmembrane transporter activity. The transcript has 5 exons. Gene Ontology annotation, cellular component: membrane. Lineage: Eukaryota; Fungi; Ascomycota; Eurotiomycetes; Eurotiales; Aspergillaceae. The coding region runs from base 1 to 1560 and encodes 519 amino acids.